CUCUCUCAUUGAAAGCUUUUUGAAAACCCAAUUAUUUACUUCACGAGCAAUCACUUGCAGCUCUAAGAAAAUUCAAAAAAAGGGCAUCCACAAGCACAAAUUUGUAAGGGAAAAGGAAGCUGUUGAAUCAGUGGCGAAACACAACAAGAACAUUCAAACAAAAUCUCAAGUUGUGGCCGACAUCCAAACCCUUGUUUUCCCCUUUAGAGUACUCUUUACAUCGAUUCAAGCAAUACCCAUUUGAGAUUUCUUGUGAUUUCAUGCAAAGUUUGGAUCUUUAAGCCAUUCUAUUCUACUUUGUAAUGCUUGCUGUGAGAAUUUGCAACAAAGAUGAAGAACAAGGAGAAGUGGAUAGCUUUUCGAUUGCGGCGGAGGGCUUUCCUGACUUUGAUGAUGAUACCCAUUUGCUUGAUAGCAUCAAUUUUGAUGAUCUUUUUGUGGGAAUCAACGAUGGAGAUGUGUUGCCUGAUUUGGAGAUGGAUCAUGAACUCCUCGCUCAAUUCUCCGUCAACAAUUCGGUGUCUUUUGAACAAUUCGACGACAAUUCAAAGAGUGUUAACAAAGAUGAGGGCGAGGAGGAGGGGAAAGCUCAUGGGGAUCAAGAAAUUGUGAGCAAAAUAGAGGAAUUGGCAGCCAAAUCAAAAAAUGGUGAUAAAAUCAAUAAAUCUUCUCCUCAAUCCAAGAACUCACAAGGAAAGAGAAAAGUUAAGGUGGAUUGGACGCCGGAGCUGCACCGUCGGUUCGUGCAAGCGGUGGAGCAGUUGGGAGUGGAUAAGGCAGUGCCUUCUAGAAUAUUGGAGCUUAUGGGAAUUGAGGGUCUCACUCGUCAUAACAUUGCUAGCCAUCUUCAAAAAUACAGGUCGCAUCGAAAACAUUUGUUGGCACGUGAAGCGGAGGCGGCGAGUUGGAGUCAAAGGCGGCAGAUGUACGACCGCGCCGCCGCAGUAAAUGGUGGUGGAAAAAGAGAACUCAGCUCGUGGGGUGCACCGACGACUAUGGGAUUUCCGCCCAUGCAUCCCCAUUUUAGACCUUUGAAUGUGUGGCCAAAGUACCUACAACAUUCACCAUCUCCACCACCUCCGCCGGCGUUGUCGUGGCCAUACGCCGCCGCUCCUCCCCCGACCCAUGACCCUUCCUACUGGCACCACCACCAACGGGUUCCAAACGCUUUAACCCCAGGAACGCCAUGCUUCCCACAUUCUUUACCGACGAACACGAGAUUUGGUGGGGCAAUGUUCUCGGUAAUCCCACUGCCCCAUCCACCGUACAAACUAGACCUCAUCACCGUUGGCUGUUCACCCUCGCAUCCUCCCCUCGACUCGUAUCCAUCAAAAGAGAGUAUAGACUCAGCUAUUGGAGAUGCUUUAGCGAAGCCAUGGCUGCCACUUCCUCUUGGCCUAAAGCCUCCCUCUUUGGACAGUGUCAAGGUCGAGCUUCAACGACAAGGCAUCCCUAGAAUACCACCCUCCUGCGCGUGAUGGGUUCAUCAUUUCUUCCGACCAGCCCGACAGCUCUUGGAUGAACUUGACAACAUUAGUUAUGUGCUGCAUUACAUCAUCAUCUAAACUUGGUUCUUUUCUUGCUUUUGUAAGAGGGUUAUCCAUGGCAUAUAAUUGAUAAGCAACUGAGAAAACGUACAAAUAUCUCGACUUUGUAUAUCUAAUAACUAUUAGAAAGCAGGAAGGUUUUUAAAUCUA
Cucurbita maxima (winter squash) is the source of this 1697-nucleotide messenger RNA. RefSeq names its product transcription activator GLK1-like. The transcript is spliced from 6 exons. Gene Ontology annotation, biological process: positive regulation of DNA-templated transcription. Gene Ontology annotation, molecular function: transcription cis-regulatory region binding; DNA-binding transcription factor activity. Gene Ontology annotation, cellular component: nucleus. Bases 303 to 1478 code for a protein of 391 amino acids. NCBI's taxonomy places the organism in Eukaryota, Viridiplantae, Streptophyta, Magnoliopsida, Cucurbitales, Cucurbitaceae. The record is from RefSeq and is a predicted model, not a curated record.